CCGGCCGUUACUUGGACUUUUUCGGGAACAUACCGAGCGGUUGAAGCAAUUGGAGCUGUCGCGGUCGGCUACACACACACCUUUACAUGGCAGUGCAAGCUUGCAGAAGCUCUCGCUAGCCACGCAGAUCCAUGCGACAUCGGACCCCGGGGCUGGGGAUUCACCGUGUUUACCACCCUAAACGUCAGGAGUAACAGUUCAUGUCGACGGAGGCUGUGGCGAUACGCCGGGCUCUCUCAUGCGGGCGCCUGUGCCGGAGUGUGACUGGAAUACGGAGACGCUCUCCACGAUCUUUUUGUACCACAUGUCCUCGCUCUAGGCGACGUCUCCAAAACCUGCCACGGGAUGAGUAUAAAGGGACGCGAUAAUCUGUGGAUGAAGUCACCUACAUCGAGUCGAGGCCAGCUCUUUUGAGUACCUCUCUCUCUUUACCCAAGCCCACUUUUCGCAUUUCUUUCUUCACGGCGCAUUCUCCCUCUUAUUACACGCGCAUUCUCUCUGUCUUUCUCUCUGCGCGCGCACUUUCUCGAUGGCUUUCAGCAAAACUUUGACCGUUCUCACUGUCGCUGCCGUUGCGGCGGCUAAAAGUGCCAUGGUGCUGCACGAUAGCCUGGCCACUGUUCCUGCUGGUUUCGUCAGCCACGGUCCGGCUCCAGCGACCCACGAGCUGGAACUGCGAUUCGGUCUUGCGGGCAACGACGUCAAGGGGCUGCAGGCCAAGCUGAUGGAGGUCUCGACACCUGGAAGCGCCAACUUCCGUCAGUGGCUCUCGAAGGAGGAGGUCAAGACUUAUAUGGCGCCUUCGUCGGCGACCUUGUCGGCUUUCAACUCCUUCGCGUCCGCCCAUGGGUUGAACACGACCAAGGUUUCACCUUACGGAGAGUGGAUCACCGCCACGGUCCCUGUGGCCAAGGCCAACGAGAUGUUCGAUGCCAACUUCGAGCUGUUCUCGCACCCCGACCUAGAUGGCAAGAUCGCGCGCACGAUGUCCGUUUCUCUCCCAAGCGAGAUGGUGGGCGUCGUGAACGUGGUCCAUCCCUCGACGGCCUUCGCGCCGCCCCCGUUCAAAAACGCGCCGUCGCUGAUCCAGAUCCCGGUGCCCAAGCUCAAGCGCGGCAUCGCUGCAUCGUGCAACACCAGCGAACCGAAUGGAGUGACGACCCCCGCAUGCUUGCAGGCAGUGCACGGCAUCCCGGCUACCCCGGCCACUCAAGCCAACAACUCGCUACUGGUGACGGGGUAUGUCACCCAGCAUGCGCAGAAAGCCGAUUUGCAGGCGUUCUUGGAACAACUCCGUCCGGACAUGCAUUCAUCGACGGGGUUCAGCCUGGAGUCGGUCGAUGGCGGAGACAACCCGCAGGGGCCUGACUUGGCUGGCUUCGAGGCGAGCUUGGACAUCCAAUACACCGUCGGUGUAGCGACUGGCGUGCCCACGAUUUUCCUCUCGAAUGGCAACGACACGGACAUCUUCGGCGCUUUCAUCCACACGGCGACCUACCUGCAAGGCGUCAGCAAUCCCCCGUCGGUCAUGACCACUUCGUACACCUUGGACGAACCGACCGUCGAUCCUGCGGUUGCCAACGCUAUCUGCGAUGCCUACAUGGCACUGGCCGCCCGGGGCGUCUCCGUCAUUUUUGCCGCGGGAGACGGCGGAGUGCAUGGUGGUCACGACGAUUCGAGUGUCUGCGACAAUGAGGCACUGACCCCGGCGUUUCCCUCGACCUGUCCAUUCCUGACUGCCGUCGGUUCGACAUUCGGCAUCCCGGAGAGAGCCGCCAACUUCUCGAGCGGCGGGUUCUCCAACAUCUUCCCGGCGCCGGCGUACCAGACCGCCCAGAUUGCUUCCUUCCUUAAGACCGUCCCGUCUGACUUCAACGCCAUGUUCAACCUCACCGGGCGUGGGUUCCCCGACGUCUCCACCCAAGGCUGGAACUUCCAGAUCAUCAACAACGGCAUCACCACUCUAGAGAGCGGCACGAGCGCGUCGGCACCGACAUUCGCAUCUAUCAUCGCACUGAUCAACGACCGGCUCAUCGCUGCGGGCAAACCCGUGCUUGGCUUCUUGAACCCGUUCCUGUACGCCAAUCCGGGCGCGUUCAACGAUGUCACCGCGGGACAUAACUCGGGCGCCGUGUGCCCUGAAUCUGGCGUCGGUUUCGACGCUACGACCGGCUGGGAUCCCCUCACGGGAUUGGGGACCCCCAACUUUACGAGCCUCCUUGCCGCGGCGAUGGCUUGAGGAAUAGCCGUCCAGGGUUGAGCUACGAAGGUGUAACUGACUUGAUCGAUCUUUACUCAUACAAGCUUAAUUUUAAUGAAGUGUUCACUGGCUGGAUUACCCAUUUCUGGUGUUGAGUCUGGACCUACUGUAUGUCCUUGUCAACGCUAGCUUACUGCUCUCCACCCUCGGACUUUCGCCAAGAGUGUUCCGCGUGGAUGGGAUGUGAAAUCCACGCAUUGUGUGCUGUUCAGCUACCGCGCAUCGCAGCGCUCCUUUUUUUCUCCGUUCGACAUGCGAAAUCGGCUGUAUCCCAGGGCCGAUUCUCAACAGCGCUGGAUCCUUACGUCUUUCGGAUUUGCGCAGACCAGCAGAGGGUUCAGACAAAUGUGUUUGCAGAAACGACUCAUGGACAGUGAC
This is a messenger RNA of Mycena citricolor, 2638 nucleotides long. NCBI's taxonomy places the organism in Eukaryota, Fungi, Basidiomycota, Agaricomycetes, Agaricales, Mycenaceae. The record is from the annotation of a GenBank genome assembly.